Physella acuta is the source of this 1884-nucleotide messenger RNA. Its product is annotated as cytochrome P450 4A25. NCBI's taxonomy places the organism in Eukaryota, Metazoa, Mollusca, Gastropoda, Physidae. Gene Ontology annotation, molecular function: iron ion binding; monooxygenase activity; oxidoreductase activity, acting on paired donors, with incorporation or reduction of molecular oxygen. The record is from RefSeq and is a predicted model, not a curated record.
UGUAGCCUACAGCUUUUAUCUCCUUUGUUUUAAAAUAGCUAAUCAGAACACAAUACGGUGCAUAACAAAAACUGAUAACACUUAUCUUUUUUAAGUAAGGAUAGCACUAAUAGUAGACAUUGGAACAUUUUAUUAUUUUGAAAAACAUUUAUGAUUAGGACAACCAUCUUUUUCAGUUGCUUAUUUUUUUAAAAAGGGAGGUAACCUUGCUGCCAUGGCAACCAUAACAAAUUACUUGGUUGGGGCUGUGUUCUUGGUGUCAAUGGUUGUUGUUGCAGUGAAAGCUAUCACUGCAAUGUUUUCCUACAAGAGGCGUAGAGAUCUGCUCAUGAGGUUCCCACAAGACCCAGCCCACCCUCUCUUUGGUCAUUUGCUCGAUUACCCAGGACCUGAUGAGAAGGGUUUAGCCUACCAGAGGAUGCAGACAGGGAAGUACCCCAGAACUAACCUAGCUUGGAUGCUCCAUACCCCCAUGGUCAUGGUGACACAUCCGGACACAGUCAAGGUUGUUCUGAAGAGUUCAGAACCAAAGGGCAAACGUAUCUACAAUCUUAUCCGGCCGUGGGUUGGAGACGGAUUACUGACCAGCAGUGGAGAAAAAUGGGCCAGGAACAGAAGACUUUUGACCCCAGCUUUUCAUUUUGAAAUCCUAAAGAACUAUAUUGAGUUGAAGAAUCGCAGUGCAGAUCUACUGUUGCUGAAGUUUCAACAAGCAGCAGAAAAAGCUCAGCCCUUUAAAGUGUUUGUUAACAUCACAAUGUUUACCUUGGAUGUCAUUCUUAAAUGUGCAAUGUCUUAUGAGACUGGCUGCCAAAACCAAGGGCAACAGCACCCUUAUGUUCAGGCUGUCAAUGCCUUAUCAGAAAUGAUGGUCAACAGAUUUUUUCGACCAUGGCUGCACAGUGACCUUCUCUUCUUCCUCACCCCUGAAGGGAGAAAAUUUAAAAAACAUUGCAACUAUGUACAUAAAGUUGCUGAGGAUAUCAUUAAACAGAGGAAAGAGAAACUGAGAACAGAAAGUCCAGUAAAUGCUAACAAAGAAAGACAUCACAGAUGCAUGGACUUCCUGGAUAUCUUGCUGACUGCACAUGAUGAGACUGGUCAAGGGCUGACCAAUGCUGAAAUAAGAGAUGAGGUGGACACAUUUCUUUUUGAAGGUCAUGACACAACCGCCAGCGCCAUCUCGUGGGCUCUGUAUUCUAUUGCUGAGCAUGAUGAGGUCCAGCAGCAAAUUUGUGAGGAGAUUGAUGGGCUGAUGGCCAGCAAAACAAGCACGGACAUUUUAUGGGAGGAUUUGUCUCAGCUGCCGUAUCUGACCAUGGUCAUCAAGGAGUCACUCCGACUCCAUUCUCCUGUGCCGUUUAUCCAGCGGGAACUGACAGUGGACACGGAAAUUGAUGGCAAGAUGACGCCUGCUGGAACCAUGGUCAACAUUGUCAUUUAUAACGCUCAUCACAAUCCUACAAUUUGGGAUGAUUCAAUGAAAUUUGACCCCAAUAGAUUUUUGCCAGAAAAUUCAGAAAGAAGAAGUGCAUAUGCUUUUGUGCCUUUUUCUGCUGGUCCAAGAAAUUGUAUCGGGCAAAACUUUGCAAUGGAUGAAAUAAAAAUUGCUUUAGCGCGCAUCUUAUACAGGUUCAAUAUCAGGCUUGACCCCAGUCACAAAGUGGAGAAGCAGGAAAGCAUAGUGAUGAGAGCCAAGGAUGACAUCCAUCUGCUGGUCACAGAACGCCACAAUGCUUAAAAUGUUGAAAAUUUCUUUCUUGUUGAACAUAACGCAUAUCAUAUAGCUACAUUGUUUUAAUUUUCUAUUGAAAAAAGCUUGCAUAUUAAUAGGAAAUGGAAAGUUUUACUUACAUGAUUUUACAUGUAUAUAUAUAUAUAUAU